CCCAGCAUCCAGGAGCUCAGCUGCAGAGAUCCCAGCAUGGCUGUUGUCUACUGGAGGAUCACCUUUGUGGACUGAGGAGAUGCCAUUUCCUGGAAACAGUGAUCCUCGCCCCCAGCCUGGCACUGAGCCACCUGCAGCCCAGCAGCUGACCUUGGCUUCCAGUCUGAUUCAUCUGAGCCUGGAUCCCCUGCGCCUGCCAGAGCUGACCCCGAGCCCCAGACUAGCUGAGUCGAUCCCAAGUUCUGCAUGCCAACCAGAGAUGAUCCUCAGUCCUGGCUUGACUAAGCUGACCCUGGAUCCCACAGUGCAGCCAGAGGAGACCCCCAUCCCCAGCCUGGCAGAGCUGACCUUGGAGCCUGUUCAUUGUCGACCCGAGCUCCUGGAUGCCUGUGCCGACCUCAUCAAUGAGCAGUGGCCCCGCAGUCGUGCCUCCCGUCUGCAUUCCUUGGGCCAGUCCUCAGACGCCUUCCCUCUCUGCCUCAUGCUGCUGGCUCCUUGUCCAACCCCCAAAGCAGCCCCCAUUGUGGUGGGCCAUGCCCGUCUGUCCCGGGUGCUUAACCGACCUCAGAGUCUCCUGGUGGAGACAGUGGUAGUGGCUCGGGCCUUGAGGGGCCGUGGCUUCGGCCGCCGUCUUAUGGAAGGUUUGGAGGACUUUGCCCAGGCCCGGGGUUUCCACCGGCUCCACCUCACCACCCAGGAUCAGCUGCAUUUCUACACCCACUUGGGUUACCGACUGGGGGACCCUGUGCAAGGUUUGCAGUUUGCUAGCCGGAAAUUGCCCACCACCCUGCUCAGUGCCUUCUCCAAGGUCCCUUCCCUUCAGUCACACAACAAGGCCCCUUGCCUGACUGUCCAAGCUGCCCCUGAAGCCCCCACGGAGCCGUCAUCAUCAUUGCUCCCUCCCCCACCCCCACCUUUACCAGAGCCCUUGGCUACCUGUCCCCCACCUCCAACAGGGCCACUGCCACAAAGCCUGCAGGAAACACAGUAUCACAACAUGAGAGGAUGCCUCAUAUUCUGGAUGGAGAAGGAUAUAUGAGGGCCCCCAGGGCAAGGCACUGUUUUUCUGGGGCCAGUGAACUGACUACGACUGCCAGCCUGAACACUCCAGGCAUAUUCCAGCUUGAGCCCAGGCCUGUUUCUUGGGCACCAGAAGAGCUAGGAAUGAUGGCUCUGAGCUGUUAGUGGCUGAAUAAAGGCUUCUUCUGU
Messenger RNA from Suncus etruscus (white-toothed pygmy shrew), 1209 nucleotides. It is a transcript of the gene NAA80, whose product is annotated as N-alpha-acetyltransferase 80, NatH catalytic subunit. Gene Ontology annotation, biological process: protein acetylation. The transcript has 2 exons. The record is from RefSeq and is a predicted model, not a curated record. NCBI's taxonomy places the organism in Eukaryota, Metazoa, Chordata, Mammalia, Eulipotyphla, Soricidae. Gene Ontology annotation, molecular function: N-acetyltransferase activity; acetyl-CoA binding. Bases 80 to 1039 code for a protein of 319 amino acids. Gene Ontology annotation, cellular component: cytoplasm.